Messenger RNA from Sorex araneus (European shrew), 1980 nucleotides. RefSeq names its product coiled-coil domain containing 68 (gene CCDC68). Lineage: Eukaryota; Metazoa; Chordata; Mammalia; Eulipotyphla; Soricidae. Gene Ontology annotation, cellular component: intracellular anatomical structure. Gene Ontology annotation, biological process: intracellular signal transduction. The coding region runs from base 111 to 1118 and encodes 335 amino acids. The transcript has 11 exons. The record is from RefSeq and is a predicted model, not a curated record.
GCCUCCCGGGCCGGGCGGAGCAGAGCCGACCCCGAGGGCGCCGCGCGGAGGGCAGGAGCAGCCCCGGGGACCCCCGCGCUGGCCGCGCGCCCCCCAAGCUCGAGUUCACAAUGACAACAGUUACAGUGACUACAGAGCUUCCCCAGAGCGGUAAGACAGAAGACAGUGCUUCCUUGUACGAGUCCACAUCCGCUCACAUUAUUGAAGAAACAGAAUAUGUAAGAAAGAUUCGAACUACUCUGGAAAAGAUUCGAAAUCAAAUGUUUAAAGAUGAAGUUGGACCUAAUAGUACAAAUCACAAACUAGAUGGAAAGCAACAUCAAAGCCUGCAGAAUGGCUCUGACCCGGAAGUGGAUCCCGCUUGUUGCAGUUUGGAUGUGCUCAGGGAGAGGAUGAAAGGAAAAGACCUACAGCUCUUAGAAAUGAACAAAGAGAACGAAGUACUGAGAAUCAAGCUGGAAGCCUCCAGAGAAGCAGGUGCAGCAGCUCUGAGAAAUGUGGCCCAGAGAUUAUUUGAAAACUACCAGACUCAAUCCGAAGAAGUUCGGAAGAAGCAUGAAGACAGUCAGCGGGAGCUCCAGAUUAUCAAACUUGAAAAAGAACAGAAAUUGGAACAACAUGUUGAAAAUCUAAAUCAAGUUGCUCAAAAGCUUGAAGAAAAACAUAAUCAAAUCACAGAAUUGGAGAACCUGGUGCAGAGAAUGGAAAAGGAAAAAAGAUCACUGCUAGAAAGAAAACUGUCUUUGGAGAAGCAGUUACUGCAACUCAAACCCAACAUCACAUAUGCUAAAAGUUGCCGAAAUCUUCAAGCAGAGAUUUCCCUUCUCCAGGAGCAGAUCUCGCACCUGCAGUUCGUGAUUCACUCCCAGCACCAGAACCUGCGCGGCAUCAUCCAAGAGAUGGAAGGAUUAAAAAGUAAUUUAAAAGAACAAGAUAAAAAAAUUGAGAAUCUGAAAGAAAAAGUUAACAUACUUGAAGCUCAGAAUAAAGAACUAAAAUCCAAGGUGGAACUUUGGUGUGAAACUCCUAAAACAACAGUGUCGAAGGCUGUCUCUACUAGAGGAUUGAAGACUGAAGGUACUUCCCCCUAUUCAAUGAUGAUUAGGCUACGGAAAUGAACUGACUGGCUGAAGAAAUGAAUGAGAAAGAUCGUGUGUAUCUUAUUUAUUCCUCAAAACAGGCUAAACUUGUAUGUCAAAAUGGGUCAAUGCCAGUAUGUAAUGGGAAUUAUUAUUAUAGAUAAGUAGUUUUGCAAGGAGAUAUCAUUCAAAAUAACCAGAUGAGAGGCUAGAAUGAUAAGACAAUAAGUAGGUCAUUUACAUUACACACAGUCAACCCAGAUUUGACCUCCAGCAUCUCAUAUGGUCCCCUGAGCACUGCCAGGAAUGAUUCCUGAGCACAGAGCCAGGAGUGGCCCUGAGCACUGUUGGGUGUGGCCCCAAGCCCAAACACCAAACAUCAGAUGAAUGCAUGUUCAAAGAAAACUUCCUUCCAAAAUGUUUAAAUAGUUGAAGAAACCAGGCAUUCUCUCAUGAUAGAAGAUGGAUUUUGCUUUAACUGAAAAACGUUGACGAUUUCUUUUUAUAUUUUGCGUAAAAGGCUGGCUUAGAGUUACCAAAUUUGACUUUUUGAUAGUGGUUUUUAUUAUGUUUGUAUGUAUAAAAUAACUGUGUAUAUAUAUGAAUAAAUGAUGUAUUUUAAAGUUGACCUCUGGGUAAUAAGAAAUGCCUUAUCAUAAUAAGUACAUUGCCUGGCUCAUUAUUAGUGAGAGUCACUCUUUAUGAAUCAUGUACAAGAGAAAGAGUAUUUAUCUUUGCUAUUUCCCUGACCCACAAAAUGGCUUGAAGUUUUAGAUUCAUGUCUACCUCACUCCACUUUAGGAGUCCCUGUGUCUUCACUUGUUCUGGAGCUGACAACUUGAUGCUAGAAGCAACCCUAAAUAAAUUUACACCAUGCACCUUGCAACUUUGCCUUAGUGAC